AUGAAUACUACGCAAAGAAGUGAGAGCAUCAAUUCUUUUUUUGACUCCUUUGUUAAUGCAACCACAACACUGCGAGACUUUGUAGUAAAAUUUGAGAAGGCAAUCAACAACCGCUAUGAGGCUGAAAAAAGAGAGGACUUUGAGUCCAGACAUAAAUCACGCAGUUUGGGUAUUGGCUCAAAAAUUGAAGAGCACGCUGCGUCAAUCUAUACCAGAAAUGUGUUUCGUAAGUUUCAGAAUGAGCUUAUUAGAGUCAACCAUUUUAUAAAGGAGAAGAUUGAGAAAAAUGGUUCACAAUGUAAGUAUCAAAUUUCUAAUUGUUUCGAUACUCGGGAUAACUUCAUUGUUGAUAUAAAUUUAGAGUCAAAGGAUGCUUCAUGUGGCUGUCAACUUUUUGAAUUUAUGGGAAUCAUAUGUAGACACAUAUUGGUAAUCUUUCAAGCAAAAAAUAUUAUUCAAAUUCCUAGCCACUAUAUCAUGCAACGUUGGACUAAAGAAGCCAAUAAAUGCAUUGAGGCAGACGAUAUUGAUAUCUCAAAUCAUGAUUCAGACAUUUUGAGAAGUUUGCAUGUGCAACGUCAAUUUAGCAGACUUUCUGAUUUGGCUAAAAGAUCAGAAUAUGCGUACAAGUAUAUUGUGACAGAACUUGAUCGUAUUUAUGACGUGGCCAGCACUAUGAAGACAAAAAUGCUUGAUGUCAAUGAAGCUCCUAUAGAGUCUAGUCAGCAAAAUUUGAUAUGUGACAUAGCAUAUGAUGAUUCAAAUUUCAAUAUCAAGGAUCCAUACAUAUCACAAACAAAAGGUAGAAAAAGGAAGGAUUCUGACAAACAGGCUUUAACAGGAAGGUACAAAGGUGGUCUUGAAUUAUCAAUACAUAAGUCAUUGAUUAAAAGGAGAGCAUGUAAAUCCUGUGGAGAAUAUGGUCACUAUCAAUCAACUUGCAAAAAACAAAAGACAACCUAA
Molecule: messenger RNA, 963 nt
Organism: Gastrolobium bilobum
Lineage: Eukaryota; Viridiplantae; Streptophyta; Magnoliopsida; Fabales; Fabaceae
Product: protein FAR1-RELATED SEQUENCE 5-like
Exons: 1
Coding region: 1-963 (320 amino acids)
Biological process (GO): regulation of DNA-templated transcription
Molecular function (GO): zinc ion binding; nucleic acid binding
Source: RefSeq, a predicted model, not a curated record